This is a messenger RNA of Erigeron canadensis, 975 nucleotides long. Its product is annotated as DNA replication complex GINS protein PSF2-like. Gene Ontology annotation, biological process: double-strand break repair via break-induced replication; DNA replication. The transcript has 8 exons. Lineage: Eukaryota; Viridiplantae; Streptophyta; Magnoliopsida; Asterales; Asteraceae. Gene Ontology annotation, cellular component: GINS complex; nucleus. The record is from RefSeq and is a predicted model, not a curated record. The coding region runs from base 140 to 754 and encodes 204 amino acids.
UUGAGUUUGUGUAUGUGAACACAAUCUAUUUUCUCCCGCCACAAAUUCACCCAAAAACCUAGUUUAGAUCUAUCUAUCUAUCUAUCUAUCUACUACAUCUCCCUCUAAUUAUAGAUCUGUUCAAAGUGUAACUGAAAACAUGUCUACGCCCUCUACUUUUACUGCUGCCGAGAUGGAGUUUUUAGCGGAGGAUGAAAUGAUCCAGAUUGUUCCAAAUCUUAAUAUGAAGCCCCUUACUUUUAUUUGUGGAGAUUUUGGUCCAUUUACGUCGCGGGUACCAAUUGAAGUACCGAUAUGGUUGGCGAUCGCGCUGAAGAAGAGAGGGAAAUGCACUAUCCAGCCUCCAGAAUGGAUAUCUCUUGAAAAGCUGACUCAAGUUUUGGAGGCAGAGCGUGACUCUGCAGGCUCGUUUGAAGCGUUACCAUUUCAUUAUGUUGAGAUCUCAAGGCUUCUUUUUGACCAUGCUCGUGAUGACAUACCUGAAGUAUAUAUGGUAAGGUCUCUUAUUGAAGAUAUUAAAGAUGUAAGGUUUCAUAAAAUUGGUGCUGGAUUAGAGAAGGUUUCAACUUGGACAUUUGCAAUGAAGUUAAAUUUAUCUGCAAUGGAAGUAAAUGUAAUAAGGCCCUUUGUUACUGGAGGGCUAGAAACAUUUUUCAAACUUGGGAACCCAGAUAUGAUCCACGACACGGAGAGACAAGAACAUAGACGAACCCAAGCAGCUGAUCGGGGACCAAGGCGUGAGUUGAGACGAUAAAAACUUCUUCAACCUUAUCCAUCAGAAGUGAGGUUCAGAAUUAAGCAAGGAAGGCUCUGCUAGUCAAUAAGUUGAUUUCUACAUGUUGAUGUCAGUCAAGAGUUGACUCAAACUCCUUUUCGGUUCACCAAAACCGAACUGGGUUUUAAAAAUAUUCUGAUAUUAAGAAAGGAUAAGUAUGUUACAUUUAAUUACCAUGUUUUAACGUAUUUCUUCCAACA